AUGAUGAAAAAGAAAACGGGAACCCAACCAAAACAAGGCAGGCAAACCACGCUGGAUUUCAAGUUCAUUUCUACGUCCAAGCAAUUCCAGGAGUGCAACAUGAGCUCCAGCCCCUCUCGUCAGCAAGUUCUCCAGCUGUACAGGGCUUUGCUUCAGUACGGAAGGACACUGGAAUUCACAGACCAAGAUUACUUUAUGCAGAGAAUAAGAAAAGAGUUCCAAAAAAACAAGACAUUAGUGUCUUCGGAAGAGAAACAGUUUUAUUUUGGAAAGGGAUUGAGCUUUUUAUCCAAGCAACGACUUAUAUGAGGUCUUUUCUGAUUUUGUAUAUAUGUGUAUAAUGUGUGGUUGUGUUGUGAGAACCUGUGUGUUGUAUGUUACUUUAGAAGUUACUGAAAAGUAGAAAUUGUAAUACAUCAUAUGAAUUAAAUUGUAAAGUAAAA
Messenger RNA from Penaeus chinensis, 443 nucleotides. Its product is annotated as MIEF1 upstream open reading frame protein-like. The transcript is spliced from 2 exons. Lineage: Eukaryota; Metazoa; Arthropoda; Malacostraca; Decapoda; Penaeidae. The coding region runs from base 1 to 309 and encodes 102 amino acids. The record is from RefSeq and is a predicted model, not a curated record.